Messenger RNA from Alnus glutinosa, 2862 nucleotides. RefSeq names its product pyrophosphate-energized membrane proton pump 3. Gene Ontology annotation, cellular component: membrane. The record is from RefSeq and is a predicted model, not a curated record. Gene Ontology annotation, molecular function: inorganic diphosphate phosphatase activity; diphosphate hydrolysis-driven proton transmembrane transporter activity. The transcript has 15 exons. Bases 308 to 2710 code for a protein of 800 amino acids. Gene Ontology annotation, biological process: proton transmembrane transport. NCBI's taxonomy places the organism in Eukaryota, Viridiplantae, Streptophyta, Magnoliopsida, Fagales, Betulaceae.
CUUGCGCGCAUUCACCCAAAUAAUACAUCGCAUAUUACUACUGGUAUGGCCACUUUCAGAUCUAACAUAUAAUUUACUUAUCUUCCGUUGUAAGAAAAAAAAAAAUACAAUCUUUCUCUGCGAAAUCACUCUGAGAUAGAGAGAGGCUCAGAAGAGCAGAGAGAUCGCGUUGGUUGCGGUUACAGAGGCAUUGCUCUGAGCGCUUAUUGACUGUAGCCGCAGCAGCACAUUCAAAAUUCAGCGACCAAGUUCAGGGGGCGACCUGCCCCAGGUUCGGAGGGUGAAUUCAACCACUCUUACGGUGGUCAUGGAUGAAGAGUUGGAGAAUGGUAAUCUCGGGCCUUAUGCCGACAGGCCGAGGACUUUUCCCAACAUGCGUAGUAAGGCUUAUAACCCAUUGAUAUUCCGGAUUCUAUUGGGAAUAAAUGUCCGAGUUCUUUUAGUACUCCUACUCUUGGGAUUUGGAGUAGUCUUUUACAUUGGAGCAAGAACAUCUCCAAUCAUCGUGCUUGUCUUAUCAGUUUGUAUCAUCAGCUUUCUCUUUUCAAUAUAUCUGACUAAGUGGGUCCUCUCAAAGGAUGAGGGGCCUCCUGAGAUGGUUCAGAUAUCAGAUGCAAUACGAGAUGGGGCUGAAGGCUUCUUUAGGACCCAGUAUGGGACUAUCUCCAAGAUGGCAUUGUUGCUAGCACUGGUUAUCCUUUUCAUAUAUUUGUUUCGGAGAACAACUCCUCAACAAGAAUCUUCAGGCCUAGGAAGGUCAACAACUGCAUAUAUCACUGUUGCUGCAUUUCUUUUAGGGGCUCUUUGUUCAGGUCUUGCAGGGUAUGUUGGGAUGUGGGUGUCGGUUCGUGCAAAUGUUCGAGUCUCCAGUGCUGCAAGACGGUCUGCAAGGGAAGCAUUGCAGAUAGCUGUUCGAGCUGGUGGUUUCUCUGCCUUGGUUGUUGUUGGCAUGGCUGUAAUUGGCAUUGCCAUCCUUUACUCCACAUUUUAUGUUUGGUUGGGUGUGGAUUCACCAGGUUCAGUGAAGGUUACUGAUUUGCCUCUUCUCCUUGUGGGUUAUGGUUUUGGAGCUUCUUUUGUAGCCCUGUUUGCUCAGUUGGGAGGUGGAAUUUAUACAAAAGCAGCCGAUGUUGGGGCAGACCUUGUUGGUAAAGUAGAGCAAGGAAUACCUGAAGAUGAUCCAAGGAAUCCUGCAGUGAUUGCAGAUCUGGUUGGAGACAAUGUGGGUGAUUGUGCUGCUCGAGGUGCUGAUCUUUUUGAAAGUAUUGCAGCUGAAAUAAUUAGCGCUAUGAUACUUGGGGGAACAAUGGCCCAGCGUUGUAAAAUUGAAGAUCCAUCCGGCUUCAUCUUGUUUCCUCUUGUUGUUCACUCUUUUGACCUGGUAAUUUCUUCAGUUGGAAUACUUUCAAUCAGGGGUACACGGGACUCUGGCUCGAAGUCUCCUGUUGAAGAUCCAAUGUCAAUUCUACAGAAAGGAUAUUCUAUUACAAUAGUGCUAGCUGUUCUGACCUUUGGUUUGUCCACCCGUUGGUUGCUUUAUACUGAACGAGCUCCUUCUGCCUGGUUCAACUUUGCCUUGUGUGGUUUGGUUGGCAUCAUUACGGCAUACCUUUUUGUUUGGAUCACCAAGUACUAUACUGACUACAAGCAUGAGCCUGUACGCACAUUAGCACUUUCAAGCUCCACAGGCCAUGGGACUAAUAUAAUUGCUGGAGUCAGUUUGGGCCUGGAAUCAACUGCGCUUCCUGUUCUUGUCAUUAGUGUAUCUAUUGUUUCAGCUUUCUGGCUGGGUCGUACAUCUGGGCUAGUGGACGAAGCUGGAAAUCCAACUGGUGGGUUGUUUGGCACAGCUGUAGCUACAAUGGGAAUGCUCAGCACUGCUGCCUACGUUCUUACCAUGGAUAUGUUUGGUCCAAUAGCGGAUAAUGCUGGUGGAAUAGUAGAAAUGAGUCAGCAGCCAGAAAGUGUCCGAGAGAUCACUGAUCUUCUCGAUGCAGUAGGGAACACCACAAAAGCUACCACCAAAGGAUUUGCCAUUGGUUCUGCAGCACUUGCAUCUUUCCUGCUGUUUAGUGCUUAUAUGGAUGAGGUAGCUGCAUUUUCUCAGGAACCUUUUAAACAGGUUGACAUUGCCAUUCCAGAAGUUUUUGUUGGUGGAUUGUUGGGCUCCAUGCUUAUUUUUCUAUUUAGCGCCUGGGCCUGUUCUGCAGUUGGCCGAACUGCUCAAGAGGUUGUUAAGGAAGUAAGGAGACAGUUUAUUGAAAGGCCUGGCAUAAUGGACUACAAGGAGAAACCAGAUUAUGGUCGUUGUGUUGCCAUUGUAGCAUCUGCAUCUUUGAGGGAGAUGAUAAAACCUGGUGCUUUGGCUAUUGUUUCACCUAUAGUUGUUGGUAUUGUGUUUCGGAUUUUGGGUUACUAUACAGGGCAGCCUCUACUAGGGGCUAAAGUUGUGGCUUCCAUGUUGAUGUUUGCAACAGUUUCUGGAAUUCUUAUGGCUCUAUUCCUGAACACAGCAGGUGGUGCCUGGGAUAACGCAAAGAAGUACAUAGAGACGGGGGCUCUCGGAGGCAAAGGGAGUGAUUGUCAUAAAGCAGCAAUCACCGGAGAUACUGUGGGAGACCCAUUCAAAGACACAGCUGGACCUUCCCUUCAUGUCCUCAUAAAGAUGCUUGCGACAAUUACGCUUGUAAUGGCUCCAAUCUUUCUGUGACAAUUGUUUAUACCUCUUAACUAUUGCAGGCUCACCCCCUUAAUAUGGUCUCACCGGCAUACAGCACCCAUUUCCCUUGAAUACAUAGAUACUAUGCAACUAUACAGAUAGGUACUCAUUCGUUAAUCAAGGGCGCGUGAGUUUUUUUCUUA